Messenger RNA from Rotaria sp. Silwood2, 2709 nucleotides. The record is from the annotation of a GenBank genome assembly. NCBI's taxonomy places the organism in Eukaryota, Metazoa, Rotifera, Eurotatoria, Philodinida, Philodinidae.
AUGGCAAAUAAUAAUCGAACAAUGAUUCCAUCAUCUCAGUUACAAAUAACAAAUUCAAGUUUUAUUAAAUCUGAAAUUGAACGUUUUGAAAGUGUUCAUCCAUCAAUUUAUACAAUUUAUGAACUUAUUGAAGAAAUUAAAGAUCAACCAAAUAUUCAAACACAAAUACGUGAUCAUGUGAUGGUUAUUGAAGAUUCGUUUGUGAACAGUCAAGAAUGGACAUUAAGUCGUAGUGUAUUAGAUAUUCGUAUUGGUUUAUUAGGAACAUUAUCAAGUGGAAAAUCUGCUUUAGUUCAUCGAUUUUUAACUGGUACUUAUAUGCAAGAAGAAUCACCUGAAGGUGGAAGAUUUAAAAAAGAAAUUAUUAUUGAUAAUCAAAGUUAUUUAUUACUUAUACGAGAUGAAGCUAAUGCACCUGAUACACAAUUUACACAUUGGGUUGAUGCAGUUAUAUUUGUAUUUAGUUUAGAAAAUGAAGAAAGUUUUAAAGCAAUUUAUCAAUAUUAUACGAAAAUGAAUCAUUAUAGAAAUAUCACUGACAUGCCUUUUAUUCUUGUUGGAACACAAGAUGCAAUUAGUGAAAGUAAUCCACGUGUUAUACAUGAAGAUCGUGCUAGAAAAUUAUCUAAUGAACUAAAACGAUGUAUUUAUUAUGAAACAUGUGCUACAUAUGGUCUUAAUGUUGAACGAGUAUUUCAUGAUGUUUGUCAAAAAAUUGUUCAACAAAGAUAUGGAACAUCUAAUUCAAUGUCAUCAACAAAUCGUUCCUUAACACCUCAAACAAUAUCUAAUAUAACAACACAUUCAACAAAUUCUUUAACACAACAAUCACCUGUAUCAAAUCAAGUUCGACUUGUCACAAAUUCUCAUAGUGUACCAUCAUCGUAUGUAGCUGGAAAUAUAAAUUUAGCUCAAACAGCACCAGCAUCUGUUUUUUCAUCGUAUCAUUAUCAACAAGAACAACAACCAAUACUUGUUCUUCCAACACAAAAUUUUCCUAUUGCACAAUUAGCUCAAUGUUUUAAUAAUCAAUCAACUAAUGGUGUACUAAAAGAUCGAAAUAAUCAACAACAACAAAUUGAUAAACGAAAUCGUUCAUUUAAAGAACCAAUUGGAAAUAGUUUAUCAACACUCAAAGAAGCUCAAUCAUUACCUGUACAUGAAGGACAAACAAAUGAACAAUUAACACCUACAUCAACGCCAACACAAAAAAGAAAAGAAACGAAGCGAAAAUCCAAUCUUUUUACACCUGGUAAAAAAGACGAAGAAAAGAAUAAAACAGAUCGAUUAGGUCAUGGCCGAGCAAUACCAAUUAAACAGGGAUUUUUGUAUAAAAAAGGAACGAACAGUAUCAAUCGAGAUUGGAAGAAAAAAUAUGUUGUUUUACUUGAUGAUGGUCGAUUAAUAUAUCAUCCAUCAUUGCAUGAUUAUGAAAAUGAUUCUCAUGGUAAAGAAAUAAUUCUUCAGCGUACAACAAUUAAAAUUCCUGGUUCAAAUAAACCACGUAUUGCAUUACGUAGUGCAAGUAAUGAUAAUAAAUUAAAUGAUUUAACAUCAUCCGAUGGUGCUAUUAUUAUAUCGAAUUCAUCUGUUACACCAGGUAUUAUUGAUCAAGUAGUUCUUUCGUCUCCAUUAGGAAAAAUUGAGACACCAAAUGCAAAAAAGCGUCAUCGUCGUGUACAACAGACAAAUCCAACAAAUUUAAUAAAUAACUCUGCAACACCAAAACAGAUAUCAAAUAAUAAUGGUGGUGAUGAUGAUGGCGAUGAAAAUGUUUUUAUUAUUGUUUCAUUGGAUAAACAAUGGUAUUUUGAAGCACAAUCAAAUGAAGAACGUGAUGAAUGGGUACAAGCUAUUGAACAACAAAUUUUAUUUAGUUUACAAAAUAUUGAAUCAUCAAAAGCAGCACGAGCCGCUAAAAUUGGUGGACCAACUAUGGCUGAUUCAGCAUCAAUACAAACAAUUAAACAAAUACCAGGAAAUGGUUUUUGUGCAGAUUGUGAACAAAUAAAUCCAACGUGGGCGUCAUUAAAUCUUGGAGCUUUAAUUUGUAUGGAUUGUGCAUCAUUACAUCGAAAUCUUGGAACACAUCUAUCACGUGUUCGAUCAUUAGAACUUGAUGAAUGGCCACCUGAACUUGUACAAAUAAUGCGUUCAAUCGGAAAUAAACUUGCCAAUUCAAUAUGGGAAGCCAAUAUUAAAAAUCGAGUUAAACCACAACCAAAUGCUGUAUCGUCUGAACGUGAAAGAUGGAUUCGUGAUAAAUAUGAACAAAAAUUAUUUCUUGCACCAUUGACUAUUUCGCCUUCUUUAAUAAAACAAUCACUUAUUGAUGCUAUUCAUAAAGUAGAUCUUUAUACAAUCAUACUUAUAUUAGCACAUAGAAAAUUAUCAAAUGAAGAUAAUAAUUCUUCACUAUUACAUUUAGCUGCUUCACAAGGAAAUGUUACUAUUUUACAACUUCUACUUUGGUAUGGUGCUGAUGCAUUUGCUAUUGAUAGUAAUGGUCGUACACCUCUUCAAUGUGCUCAAGGUGAUUGUAUUCAAGUUCUUCAAACAUUAACUAAUAAUAAUACAGAUUCACAUACAAAUUCUCAACAAAUAAAACCGACAUCAAUAUCUCCUCAACACAGUACAAUACCUCGUCAACGUCCACCAGCAUCAUCACCUGGUCCGCCUUAUGAUAAACUUCCAUCAACUGUUAUUUAA